CGCGUACGACGUGAUGCGGGGUGUGAUAUGUCUGUAGCGCGCGCUCGUAUCCACCCUAAACGGCAGCGACGUUCGAGGGCCGAGGGGAGCAGUGGCGACGGUGAGACGUGAGAGUGGAGGGCGACGGGUGGCGACGACGACGACGGCGGUGGUGGUGGCGGCGACGGCGACACAAGGGGGGGAAGUCUUCCGCCCCCUACGCAAGCCAGACGCCGGUAAUGAGUGUUUACGCCGCGAGCACGCCGAGUCCUGCGAUAUCGCCGGCGAUUAAUACGACGGCAACAACGGCAUCGACGGCAACGAAGCCGCCGACGACGUCACCGACAGCAACGACGACUACGACGAUAACUACGGAGACUGCGUCAACGUCAACGACGACUGCGACAACGACGACAACGGCGGCGGCGACGGCGGCGGCGGCGGCGGCAGCGACCGGCUGGAUCGAGUUCUGCGAGAGACACGCCCGCGCCUCGGCCUCCGACUUUGCCAAGGCGUUCUGUGCCUACGUUAGUCUGAACCUGCCCGAGAGUGCCCGCGCCAACCUCUCGCACCGCGACUUCCUCCGCAAAUUUGUCGAGAGCUUCUGCGAGCAUUUUGAGAGCGAGUACCUGCGUCAGAGUGUCAGAUCACUAUCGUUGCAUGAUACUAGGAGUAUAGUAUCCAAUGAAAGAGACAUAAAUCUUGCAAGUCAAAACACUAAUGCACCAGUUCGAGCAUCCUCCCAUGAAGAAUUUAGUGACUAUUCCGAACACGAAGGAGAGGCAGUGUCGCCGAAGCCCAGUCACAAACCUUUCUUCCGCAGAUUAUCUUUUAAGGGACUUAAAAAAGGCAAGAGUUUCUUCCACAAGCAACAGAGCGAUGAAGUCGAAUUAUCUCACAGUGAACACCGCAAGGAUAAACACUCCAAGGCUAAGCUGUCGAAAAUCGUGGUGGAGUGUCGUAAGGAAGGAAUCGUUAAUGCCUUGAUGGGAGAGAACAUAGAUGGGACGCAGAAAUGGGAAAAGUCACGGCUAGCUUUGAUAAAGGCCAUCGGUGGCUACAUGUUGGAGUUCUACUCUCCACCGAAGGCUGUGAAACCACGAAGCGGAGUCUUUUGCUCGGCGAUAACAGAAGCGAGGGAAACCACAGCGCUCGAAAUGCCGGAUCACGAGAAUACGUUCGUCCUGAAGACUCAAAAUAUGGAAUUUGUUAUCGAGGCGCAUGACUCGAACGACAUGAAAUCGUGGUUGGCAACGAUUAGGUACUGUAUGCGAACGGUACAGCAAAGCUCGAGCGCUCCUGGUUCCGGGCCGGGUGACUCUUUAGGAGAUUCUCUGAGCCACGGUUCGCUUGCUAUCGGAUCCGACAGUGAUCGAUUACGAGCCAACUCGGCGAGUAAAAGCUUUCGAUCCGCUAGUCAUGAACACGGCGAUGACUCGCAGGGUAAUCCACCAGAAUUACCUCCGAGACUCCAUGUGCGCAGCAGUAGUAAUCUAGAAUUAUGUUCCUCUCAGCAAGAAAUUGAGCAAAUGUCUACUAAUGAGGGUGAGUUGGAUUUAUCGAGUAGCUUACGAGAAUAUCCAUGGUUUCAUGGCACUCUUCCUCGUUCGGAUGCCGCGCAGCUUGUAUUGCAUAGUGCAGCUAACGGUCACGGCGUUUUCCUGGUUCGGCAAAGCGAGACUAGAAAAGGCGAAUUUGUGUUAACUUUUAAUUUUCAAGGAAGAGCAAAACAUUUACGAAUGACACUAAAUGAUCAAGGUCAUUGCCGAGUCCAACAUCUGUGCUUUCCUACGAUAUAUGAUAUGCUUGAACACUUUCGCCAGAAUGCAAUACCACUCGAAUCUGGUGGGACUGCGGAUGUUACUUUAACAGAGUACGUAGUGGCGUCGAGCCAUGCAUCGCGACCAGGACAUCAUAACGUAGCGAGUAGCUCGAAUGUACAACAGUCGCAAGAGAGGAGACCUCCGGCAACUCUGGAGCCCAGAGAAGUUCGCACUUAUGGUGGUUCUAUAAGAACUCGCGUGGAAUCGUUGGAGAGACUAGAGCAACAGAGCACCAUUGUGGAACAACAGGGCUCGGCUUCGUCCACCGGCAGAGCGGUUCAGAAUACUUACAGUUUCCUCUGACGCUGGAUUCACGCUAAUCCGCCAUCAGGCUACAAUCCAGUCAGUCCGACGGAUUGAAUGUGAACGAUAUGAUGAAGUAAUCGCAGUUUUUAUCUCCAGAAUUGCGUCACGCCAUAAACCGCUGUUUUACGACAAAGCGCAUCUCUUUGCUAGUACAAAAGAAUUGCAUUUUUCUUUUUAAUAUAACUAUCUUCCAAUCAUUGACUCUUGCAUUCAGCAUUCGACAUUAUACUUUUAUGAUUUAUUAGCAACGCAUUUGCAUCGCAUUUACAUCGAAUAAUAAGAAAUAGAAUAGACUACCAACAAAACGAGUCUCAGUUAGCAAUGGUCAUUUCAUAACGUGCUCAAAUUAUUCCCACCUCCUAAUAAUGCUGUAGCAUUCCAUGGAGCUUCGUUUCGCAGGUUUGCAUGCAUCUGUGACACGUCUUUUUCAUCGAGACCGAAUUAAUAAUCUCCUCAUAUAUUUUUACUGAGAGAACGGAUAUAUUUUAAUGAAAGAUCCCGAGUCUCGUUACACUGCUUAAUUAAUACACGUAACAUUGUGCGUAAAAACGUAUGUGUGUAAUUGGAGAAUGAUAGUCUCCGAAAUCUUGAAUUAUGGACUGCCAGUAUAAUGCAAUCCCUAUUUGUGUCUUCGGAUCAUCCCGAAAACGUGACAAAUGCGCCAAAGCUAAAGCUGAAUUAUUAUUAAACUCCCGCUUCUCUCGUCACGUCAAUUUGUUAUACAAAAUUACAUUUCAGCCGCAUUGUCACUAAUCCCGAUGCUUCAUAGGGCAAAUAAAUGUAACAGAUAUGCCCUCGAUAUAAUUAUCGAUAAGCAUAAAACGAGCUGCGAUAUUUAUAAAUUACCCUAAUCCUCGUCAGUGUAAAAAUCAUUGAUAAAUUUCUCCACUUGGGCGAAUAACAAGAAAAAGGGGGAAAAAAAAGAAUUCAAAUAUGUUAUCAUUCGGGAUGAAUGGAAAGAGCAAAAUAUUUCAUGCUACAGUAAGUAUCCCAUAUAUCCCUGCAGACAUCAUAUUCGAUAAGCGUAUCGAGAAGUGUAUUAACAAAUUGUGUAACGACUAAGGAUUAUCACUAACAUCAUAGAGCAAUAUGACUGAGUGUGCAAAAUUAGACUAUAGACAAAUGUAUGGAUGAGUGAUACACGUAUGACAGAGAGCUAUGAUCGACGGAAUAUCCGAUAUGUGAAACGAGCAAUGCAGAUAUUCUCAGUAUGAACCGAACUGAUUACUGUGAUAAGAUCUCUCAUUCGCACAAGGCAUUCAACAAAUCCCGUUGCCGUCCGUGCCAAUCUAUGUUCUUAUUCAUAAGAAGCAUAGAGGCAACAGGGACAAAUUUAUCAGACAUUUGUACAUUUCAUUCACUAUUCGCCAUCGAAAAUUGUAGAAAUAGAAUUUCCAUCGCGGUCUCAAAACAAGAAGAGGGAAAAAAAUGUAGGAAAAUUAUAGUCGAUCUGGAAAAAAAAUCUGUAUCGCAAGUUCAUCCUUUAGCCGAAAUGCUCGCAAAAUCAUGCUGUAAGUAGGAUGUAAGCUUGUUCCUCGCGUAGCCGCAGUUGAACAGACAGUCCUGAAGUAUACAGAGUUUGACAACUAGGCAUUCAAUCGUAAUACUUUUCUACCUUAUGUCAAGAUGCAAGGAUGAAAAUAAAAACUGAAU
This is a messenger RNA of Atta colombica, 3761 nucleotides long. RefSeq names its product SH2B adapter protein 1 (gene Lnk). Gene Ontology annotation, biological process: intracellular signal transduction. Gene Ontology annotation, molecular function: transmembrane receptor protein tyrosine kinase adaptor activity. Bases 219 to 2105 code for a protein of 628 amino acids. Lineage: Eukaryota; Metazoa; Arthropoda; Insecta; Hymenoptera; Formicidae. Gene Ontology annotation, cellular component: plasma membrane. The record is from RefSeq and is a predicted model, not a curated record. The transcript has 6 exons.